AGGUAUUAAAGUGGCGAGGCGAUAGUACGGAGGGCGGGCGGCUGUACUGAACAGCUGAGCUCAGUCUUUACCCACCCGCAGGCUGAAACGCGCGUGCCUUGGUCCCGAGCCGCGCGACGAAAAACAAAAAAAAAACAAAAACGUUGUCGUUGAAAAAAGGGCGCCAAAUUUUCUAUCGGCUCUGUGGCAUUAAACGUAAGUAUAAGAUUACAAUGGGGGGCUGGUUGAGCUACCUGUGGUGGGGCGGGAACCCGGACGCAGUGAACGAGGUGUCAGGGCUGACGCGGCGCGAGGUGUACGCCGUGCAACGCUCGUGGGCCCCCGUCUCUGCAAACUCCGUUGCUAAUGGGACGGAACUCCUCAAGAGACUUUUCCGCGCAUACCCAGAGACAAAAGACUUCUUCAAGAUGCUCCGCAACCAGACCGAAGAAGACUUCUCGAGCAACAUCCAGUUCAAAGCGCAUGUCAUCAACCUGAUGAGCUCGCUCGACCAGGCGGUGGCCAACCUCAACCAGCCCGAGGUGGUCGCCGCCAUGAUGAAGAGGCUCGGGGAGUCGCAUAAGAAACGGCAGAUUAAAGAGAGCCACUUUCAUGAUCUAAAGGACGUAAUAGUGAAGAUGUUCAUUGAAGUGUUGAAACUCGACGAUGCGACACUCGGUGCAUGGGGCAAGACCGUCGACUUCUGGUACAAGCACGUGUUCGAGACCCUCAACGCUGAGGCAAGAUAGCAUGAGCUAAGCGACUGAAACAAUCGCGCACUGAACGAAUUGUGACUGCUUUUGGGUCACACUCGUACUGAAACACAAAAUGUCCCGUUCUCGAAAGUUAAGCACA
This is a messenger RNA of Cydia fagiglandana, 834 nucleotides long. RefSeq names its product globin-like (gene Glob1). The transcript is spliced from 4 exons. Gene Ontology annotation, cellular component: hemoglobin complex; extracellular region. Gene Ontology annotation, biological process: response to hypoxia; oxygen transport. Gene Ontology annotation, molecular function: oxygen binding; oxygen carrier activity; heme binding. NCBI's taxonomy places the organism in Eukaryota, Metazoa, Arthropoda, Insecta, Lepidoptera, Tortricidae. Bases 213 to 728 code for a protein of 171 amino acids. The record is from RefSeq and is a predicted model, not a curated record.